AUGACCCUCGCCAUCCACGCACUGGCCUGUAUAUUUGGCACAGGCUCAUGGGUUGCCAUCAAUGGUCUAUGGGUGGAGCUUCCACUUAUUGUGAACGUGUUGCCUGAAGGCUGGGACUUGCCCUCUUACCUCACUGUCAUCAUUCAACUGGCCAAUGUGGGACCUCUGUUUGUCACUCUCAUGCACAAGUUUGCACCAGGGAAGAUGAAAGAGAUUGUUGCCAUCUACAUUAUUAUCAGCAUCGGGAUCAUGGCCAGCUUACUGAUGGUAUUCUUCUGGAAGAAAACCACGCUACUGGAAGGUACACCUCACAGUACAGUGUUUCUUAUACUGGCCUUCUUUUUGUCACUAGUAGACUGUACAUCAUCUGUGACCUUUCUGCCUUUCAUGAUGAGACUCCCAACAAAGUACAUGACUACCUAUUUCAUUGGAGAGGGCCUGAGUGGCUUUAUCCCUGGUCUUGUGGCAUUAGGCCAGGGUGUUGGGAUGAUCAAGUGUGUGAAUGUUUCAAAACCAGUUAAUGUGACCAUUGAUAAUUUCACAGAGGGGGCAAGUAUUUACCAGAUUGAAACUCAUUACUCUCCUGCCAACUUCUCUACAGAAGCAUUCUUAGCUUUCCUCACAGUUAUGAUGGUUUUCUGCUUGGUGGCUUUUUUUCUCCUCACACGGAUUCCAUGUUUACCACACACGGAGCUUAAUGAAGAGCAAGUGUCUAACCAAAUGGUGCACGCCUCAACCACUGAAUUAGAACUGAAUAAAUACACCUCCGAGCGACCAACAGAUCCACAAAGCUUCAGCCUCAAUAGUCCUACAAAGGCAAUGGAUAAAGCUAUGUUCACAGCUGAAACACAAAAUGUGGCAACCAGUACAUUCAUUAAGUACUCCAAGCACCAGCUUUUCUUCAUUUAUUUUCUGGUUGCCUGGGUGAAUUCAUUGACCAAUGGUUUUCUACCAUCAGUGCAGACUUAUUCAUGCUUACCCUAUGGAAGCGUUGCUUACCACCUGUCUGCCGCUCUGAGUUCCAUGGCUAAUCCUGUCGCCUGCAUUAUUGCUUUGUUUUUACCCAACAGGUCCUUGGUGUUGCUGGGAUCCCUGUCUUUGGUUGGCACAGUGUUUGGUGCCUAUAACAUGGCAAUGGCUGCCUUGAGCCCCUGUCCUUUACUGCAACAUUCGGAAGCUGGAGCGUUCCUGAUUGUCCUUUCGUGGAUUUUGUUUUCCGGGACCUUGUCAUACGUCAAGGUCAUGAUUGGAGUGAUUUUUCGCGAUAAGAGUCACAGCGCCCUCGUGUGGUGUGGAGCAGCAGUGCAGCUGGGAUCCAUGUGUGGCGCCUUGACCAUGUUCCCGCUCGUAAACGUGUAUGACAUUUUCAAGGCCGGGGACAGCUGCAACAUGAAUUGCCCCUUCUAA
Carcharodon carcharias (great white shark) is the source of this 1407-nucleotide messenger RNA. RefSeq names its product solute carrier family 52 member 3 (gene slc52a3-1). Lineage: Eukaryota; Metazoa; Chordata; Chondrichthyes; Lamniformes; Lamnidae. The record is from RefSeq and is a predicted model, not a curated record. Gene Ontology annotation, biological process: riboflavin transport. Gene Ontology annotation, cellular component: plasma membrane. The coding region runs from base 1 to 1407 and encodes 468 amino acids. The transcript is spliced from 3 exons. Gene Ontology annotation, molecular function: riboflavin transmembrane transporter activity.